AUAAUUUCUGAAACAUCACGGGAUAUUUUUCCAAACAACAUUUCUCGUGAUUGAUAUGUAGGGAUCUAAAAGGCUUGAAAAAAGGGAAAAGUUUUCCGACAGCCCGGAAGCAAGGGAUAGUUCGAAGUCAUCAUCUGAUAACUCGACAAAAAGGAGCUAGGAUCAUCAAUUUCGACCGAGGUUUGACAAGACCAACGCAGAUGGCGCUUCUAAGAAAGGUUGCCAGAACCGCUGCCAGAAAUUGCAGUCCAAGAAAGAGUUUUGUCCGCAGGAAUCUAUCAACAGAAGAGGAGAAAAAGAAUGGAAAGCUUGUUCUUGGUUGUGGGAGCAAUGUGGUUGAUCAAUUUUUCAAGGUGCAAGCUCUCCCAAAAGUUGGAGAAAAAGGAUUUUUCCAAAGCCCAACUCAUAUCAAGGAAAAGAGCAUAGUCGGUGGAGUGACUCUCAAUCACUUGUCUUGGGCAUCUUUACUUGGAGUCCCAACGGGUUUGCUUGCCCUGCAAGGUGCAGAUGUGCCUGGUCGUUUGAUAAGAAACAAAAUGAAUCAAUUGCAUAUCAGUAAAGAUUUUAUUCAAGUGAGCGACACGUACACAACAGCCCAGUCAUACGUUUUCAUUCAACAAGAUGGCGAGCGCUCAAUCAUAAUGGCUUCAGGUGCUACUAGUAUUAUUAAGAAGCACACUGUCGAGGAGUUCUUCGAUGAAGCUGUGCGCAAAAAUGCGCUGAUGAUCACAUCAGAAAUUUCACAGGUCCCACUGUCUGGUGUUAUUGCCUUGCUGAAAAUUGCAAAGGAAAUUGGUAUACCGAGUAUUUUGGACUUGGAUGUUUCUCCUUCGGUUGCAAUAAAUGAAGCUAAGCUGGGUACUCUCGAAGAGCUGAAAAAGUGUGUGAUGAUGGCUGAUAUUCUAAAACCAGCGAAACAUGCUGCUGCUGAAAUGCUGGCUAUUUUGAAACCCGAUCUGAAUAAGAUUGACAGUUUAAGCGGUGCUGACGUCGCAAAGUAUCUGAGAGAAAGCUGCGAUUCAACAUUACUAGCCAUGACCAAUGGCUCCCAGUCAUCAGUAUUAACCAGUGAAAAUCACACAGUAGAAGUUCCGACGGAAAAGCUUAAAACAGUCGUUGAUGCAACAGGGGCUGGGGACGCUUUUCUGGGCGGUCUGAUAACUGGCCUUCAUUUCCAUGGAAUUCCAAAAUCCGAAGAUGACAUGAGGCUUAUAGGAGCUCUGGCUAACAAAACAGGUGCUGCGUGUUGCAAAGUCCUCGGUGGGUUGCCAAGCGACCAGUCAAGGGAAGUUCUAAAAGAGGAAAUACUCAAAUACAAGGGUGCAUUUGGUGACAACGAGAGCAUCGAGGUUGCAGCUUACAAUCCUUGUCCAGACUUUGAAAACAGUGUAAAUGCUGAUUUCGAGGCUGCUCAGGGCGUUGUUGAUUUAAUGGACUUUAGAACCGUGGAAAAAUUCAUCGAUUAUUUAGAAAAUUGCAAAGGAAAUGUAUUGAUCUCUGGAAUAGGUAAAUCAGCCAUAGUUGCUCAGCGUAUGGCAGCCUCGUUGGCAUCCACGGGGACUCCGGCUCAUUUCGUUCAUGCUACUGAGUGGGCGCAUGGUGAUCUAGGAAAAAUCCGAAAAGGAGACGUCGUUGUGUUCUUUUCACACAGUGGCAACACCGAAGAAGUGAACUACGCAGCUGAGCUGGUGCAGAAACACCAAGUUCCAUUAUUGAGCAUUGUCGGAUCGAAAGAUUCAUCGUUAGCACAUAUGAGUGACGCAAUCAUUGACUAUGUUGUUGGAAAGGAUCUCCUUGAGCCGCUGGGAGGAGCGCCAACUUCUAGCAUAAUAAUGCAGGAAAUGAUGGUGAAUGGUAUCGUUUAUGAGUUGAUCAGGCGAAGGAACUUCACGAAGGACCAGUUUUUAUGGAACCACCCUGGUGGGUCAUUGGGCAGAAAACUGUCAAAGAAACUUGGCUACAAUAUCAGAUUUGUGUAAAUAUAGAUUUCUUGAAAUUCAAUGCAUGACACUCAAUAAUUGAGGUAAAUGUUUUUAUUUUCAUCCAUUUUCAAGAUUGUCUUUAUACCUAAUCACCGACGGAUAAGUAGGCUGGUAACGAGUGGCGGAUGUUACGUCAGAAGGUCCAAAGAAAAGUGUAAGAUUAAAUAUUUUGUCUUAAGUGAUAUAAGUGAUAAAAUCUUUUGAAUUGAAAUACUACAUCACGAUUGCCCAUUAAUUAAAUGACAGUAUUUUGUGCUUUCUUUUACAUCCAGCCGAGCAAUCAUCCCCAACCCCCCUUCCCCCCUCCCCUUCUACGAUGCUACAUCGUUUUUGAAUAUAAUUAAUGUCUUUUGUAUAUUGAAUGACUUAACAAUAUUUUAAAUUUCAAAUAUCGAAAAGCUUUUGUACCGAUUAAAAACCAAUGUUAGGAAUACAUGAUUUAUUGUUUGAACCGAUCGAUGUUGAAUCAAAUGCUGGUAUUGUAAUAUUGUAAAAUUUUCUAGGUAUUAAAAAAAUUGUGAGGCAAAGUUCUUGCCAUCCUCUUCAAGCGUUCUGUUAAACAGUUUUCUUAUUUUUAGCAUUGACUGUUCUGCUCCUUUUUACUUUUUUCAAAAAUGUUCAGUUUGGGAAAGUUAGGAAGUCACCAUCAUGCUAGUGAGGAACGUCGUAAAGACUAUACAUUAAUUAAACACAUUGUACAAAAGAGUGACUUGUGACUUCUAAAUCUAGGUUAAGCGACUUUCACUUUUGCUAGUGUAUAUCAACAAAAAUUAUUCUUGAACUCAAGAAUGUUGGGAAAAAGCGAUUCCGCAUCAAAUUAAAUUUAUUAAGAUAGGGGCCUCACCAUCUUUCUCGGCAACCUCUAUUCGUCGUUUUCCUCAAAGCCAAUGACAUUGCCGUCCUCUUAGUUCGAGUAAUGAAUACUCAUAUCUGUGACGUUUGAAGCAGUUCAAAAUUGAAAAGGUUUCUGUGUCUACAAAAGUUGAUACUUUUCCAAAGUUUUUAAGAACAACACAGCUAAGAUAAUGGGCACUUUUCAAAAUUUUGGGGCUUCCGGUUCCCCCAGAUUCUGAUUUCCUUGCUUCAUAUAUUUCACGGACAUGGCCAUCUGUCUGGGACGUCUAAAAAGAUUCUUUAUACACGCCUUUUCCAGAAUCACAUCUUUGAUAUGCCUACCCUUGCCCUUCGUCACAAUUUUAUCGAUCCUCAGUUGCUGGAAGGUAUCCUUGUACAAGCAAGAUCUUCUUUCUUAAUACGAAAAACAGUAACGACAUAACAACGCAUUGUCCAUCAUUGAAUAUGUUUCCACACAAUAAAUUAAAGUCGUUGCUCUUUUAGCUUUGUUAUUCAAGUUAUUGCCUUGGAAAACACAUAUGAUCUCAAAUAUACAAGAAACUUUUUCUACGAAUAAAGAAUUUGAUAAAUUGCAUAAGAGUCCAACUAUCGUAAUUUUAUUGAUUUAUUAUUUAGAUUCAGUGUAAUGUUGAGCAGUUUGUUUCUACAUAUUGCAAUUUCUUAUUGUUAUUAAGUCAUCAA
Molecule: messenger RNA, 3518 nt
Organism: Rhopilema esculentum
Lineage: Eukaryota; Metazoa; Cnidaria; Scyphozoa; Rhizostomeae; Rhizostomatidae
Biological process (GO): carbohydrate derivative metabolic process
Molecular function (GO): carbohydrate derivative binding; heme binding
Source: RefSeq, a predicted model, not a curated record